AUGUCUUUUGCAUCUGCUCUGCCUGCUUUUUCAGGUGAGCAUGAUGAAAAUAUAACAUUCUUUCUAGACCAAGUAAGCCAAAUGGCUAGUCUAUUGGCAAUUGAAAUUGUUGCUUCGGAUCAAGGAACUAAUUUUACUGCUUCGUUGAAUCAAGUGUUUUUGGAAAGGAUCGGAUCGUCCCCAAGGUUCUCGACUCCUUAUCAUACAAGUUCAAAUGGCCUUGCAGAAAGAUUUAAUGCUGUUUUAAAGGGAAUGAUACAUCAUACCAUUAGGGAACAUUCAAAAGAUUGGAAGAAACAUCUACCAUACUUACUUUGGGCUUAUCGAGAAGUUCCUAAUGCUGCGACGGGUGUUAGUUCUUUACAGAUGCUCUAUGGAAGACGUCCUAAUGGGCCUUUAUCUAUCCUGACUAUCCUGACUAUCUAUCCUGACUGUCAUGGACUGAUGAAACUUCUUUUCCUCAUGGAGUUCCUCUGUUAA
Molecule: messenger RNA, 480 nt
Organism: Stegodyphus dumicola
Lineage: Eukaryota; Metazoa; Arthropoda; Arachnida; Araneae; Eresidae
Source: RefSeq, a predicted model, not a curated record